Neohortaea acidophila is the source of this 1722-nucleotide messenger RNA. Its product is annotated as transmembrane amino acid transporter protein-domain-containing protein. NCBI's taxonomy places the organism in Eukaryota, Fungi, Ascomycota, Dothideomycetes, Mycosphaerellales, Teratosphaeriaceae. Gene Ontology annotation, cellular component: vacuolar membrane. The transcript is spliced from 7 exons. Gene Ontology annotation, biological process: amino acid transmembrane transport. Bases 1 to 1722 code for a protein of 573 amino acids. Gene Ontology annotation, molecular function: amino acid transmembrane transporter activity. The record is from RefSeq and is a predicted model, not a curated record.
AUGGCUGGUGCUGUAGCUGAACUAGUGGACCAUCCCGAUGAGGAUCUGAAGCAAGAGAAAAUCACCAUCGACUCUAGUCGUGCUUCGCAAUCGGAUACCGCGGGCUUGGUUCGGCGCAAGCCACGUAUCGAAGACUUCGUUUUCUACGCCAAACGACAGCGUCGGGCCGAACUGAACGAGCGGCAGGGCCGACAAAACUUUGCCUACCGCCUGCUUGGCUUCGCUCACAACAUUGCCCCUGCAGACACUCAUGUCGACGAUCACGAUGUCGACGACGAGCAGAUUGCCGGCCUAACCGUCACCGAGGCGGAGAAGGUGAACGCGUGGCGAGCCUUGCGCCAGGCUACGUGGGCGGGAGCCUUCUAUCUUUGCACCACCGAUAUCCUCGGGCCCUUCAAUGCCCCUUAUGCAUUUCGCGUCAAUGGAUACGUCCCAGGCGCUCUGCUUUACGUCUUUAUGGGCGCUGCUGCCUUCUACUGCGGCGGCCUGCUGUGGUAUCUUUAUGUCCAGCUUGACAGCGAUCGUUUCCCUGUCAAGAGCUACAGCGACAUCACCGAAAGGGUGGCAGGUCCAUGGCUGAGAAUUUUCGUCACUUGGCUUGUCUUUAUCCACAUGAUUGUUAACAUUGGCACGACAUCCCUCAGCUCGGCGCAGUCUCUAUAUCAGCUUGCCAAGGGUCAUAUCUGCUUUGUCGUGGCCAUUGUCAUCUGGAUCAUUGUCGGAUGCAUGCUAAAUCAGAUUCGCACGCUGAAGAAGUACGGCUGGAUUGCGAGCAUGGCAAUCUGGCUAAACCUCUUGGUCAUCUUUCUGUCAAUGGGUUUCAUUGCACACUCCUCCCCGAAUUACGCCGCGGCCAAGGCCUCUUACGGCGUCACGAAAGGCCCCGUUGUCACGCAAGCAUUCGCCACCUAUCCCUUCUACGAGCGCAUCAACGGCGUCAUGAAUAUCGUGUACGCCUACGGUGGCGCCACCAUCUUUCCCCAAAUCAUCGCCGAAAUGCGGAGACCGAUGGACUUUCUCAAGGCUUUCUCUCUGUCUCAAACCAUCAUCUUUACCAUCUACUUCGUCUAUGGACUCUACGUCUACUCAUUCCAGGGACAGUUCACCCUAGCCGUGGCAUUCCAGGGUGUAAGCAGAUAUUCAUGGCAAACUGUCGGCAACGUACUCAGUCUCAUCUCCGGCAUAAUCGCCGGCGGUCUGUACGGCAACAUCGGCCUCAAGAUCUUCUACGUCAACGUGGUCGAGCGCUACCUGCGCGGUCCCCCGCUGCUGACCAAACGCGGCCGCAUCUGCUGGAGCGUCGUCGUCCUCGUCUUCUGGUGGGUCGGCUUCGUCAUCGCAGCCGGGAUCCCUCAAGUCCAAACCCUGUCAGGCAUGGUGGGCGCGGUGGCCAAUAUGCAGUUCACCUACAGCUUCCCCACGGGCUUCACUUUCCUUUACCUCGUCCAGCUGGACGCGACCACCGAGGACCAGCCGUAUCGGCCGAACAACACCAUCACUCGAAAGGACAGCUGGAGCGACUGGAGUCGAUGGCACAGGGGCUUGUUCGGCAAGAAGGAGUCGCGAAGCAUCAAACUUCAAUUGUUCAAAUGGCUGAACUUCUGGAUGUCCAUGGCUGCGCUCGCCACGGCUGGCCUGGGUAUCUACGGUUCAGGGCUUUCUAUUGCUGCCACUUUCAAGACCUCGGCGGCGAGCUCGUUCACUUGCGCGGCGCCAGUAUAG